UCCAAGUCUGAAGUAUUUGCUUCAAGGCUGCUUUUCUGUCAUGCACUCAUGAGUCAUAUGGUCAAAAGUAUAUGGAGCCAUCUGCAGUGGUCUGAGCCAAAUGAGGGGGAUUUUCGGGCAUACUUCAGGUCAGAAUGCUGUGUGCAAACAAAUGAGUAUGUUGUGGUGUGGAAAGACUUGCCAGGAAGCGAAUGAUGGCAGAUGAACACAUUUCAAAUGGGAGACUGCAUCAUCACCGAGGACCUUUUGCUUAUUUCCAAGUUACAACAUACAAAUCUUGAGUCAAUUCUAAAUGUAAACGUAGGAAGGCUGCUUCUAAGCCUGGGCAUGUCCAUGCUCUAUUUGGUUAAAGGUGCACUAAUCAUUGUAGCAGUUUCUUUCCAGAAUUCUUGCUAUCCACUCACAAACAUCAAAUUGAGUUGUCAUGACUGGGAUAAUGGCACUUUGGAAAAAUUAAAAUGUGGAUCUUCUCCAUUGCCAUUUAUAAGGACUAUUUUUUUUUAGAUGCAAAACUUGCUGACCUGAGGUCAUACUAGUAAAUAUUACUUCAUUUGGUAAAUAUUCAUGGAAAGCUCAUUGGUAAUGGGCAGGACAGUUUGAGCAGCAGUAAUAUCUACUCUCUCAUGACAUGAUGCAAAAGUUCUGAGGUCAAUGCUGGAAAGGGUGGACCAAUGGUUCGACGCUUGUUGACGUUGGGUGGGCGGGGACAUUAGAGGAAGUUGAGACCCGAAACCUCUGGCACGACUGGAGAAAGGAGAGAAAUCCGGCAGAGCAGCUGUAAUUUUGGAAAACAUUUCUGUCUGGGAGGUGUUUACAUGAAACACAGCAAUGUCACCAGAUGAGCUGGUCUACCUGGGGUUCAUUGCUCUUUCCAUACCUGUUGGCUUCCUUUUCCGUUACCUCAGUCCCCCAGUGAAACAGGGGGCGGCAUUGCUGGUGGGUCUGACCGUGACCAUCACAACAUGUCAAGUCCACACCCUGCAUUCUUUAAUCACCAUUUUGGGAACAUGGGUCAUCAUUAAGCUGAAUUGGAGGAGAGCUCCCGCCUUGUCUCUGGGAUGGACGUUCCUCUACCUCCUCUUCUUCCGCAAGGCCGAGGACUUAGGCCUGCCCAGGCCCACACCCUUUUCCAACGCCAUUCAGCUCAUACUCACCCUCAAGAUGGUGAGCUUAGCCAAUGAGGUGAAGACUUUUCACCAAGAGAAGAAGAAUGAAGUGAGCUCAUUCGCCAAAUCCCCCGUGGUGGGUGGGCUUUCCAGCGAGCCCUCCCUUUAUGAUGUCAUAUCCUAUAGCUACUGUUAUGUGGGAAUAAUGACGGGUCCGUUCUUCAGGUACCAGACGUUUGUCGACUGGCUGCAGCAGCCGAGUCCUCAGUCCCUGCCGGGCCGGGAGCCUUGCCUGCUGCGGCUGCGCAUGGUGCCCGUGUACGGGGCUCUCUUCCUAGUCUUCAAUCACUACUUCCCCCUCGACUACGUACGCGGCGACAAGUUUCAAGACCAGUUUCUGCAGCAUAACUUCUUUUUCAGGUUCUUCUACAUGAUUGUGACGUUUUUCGUCUUCCGGAUGCGGUUCUAUGCGGCGUGGUGCGGCGCGGAGGCCGGCUGCAUCAGCGCAGGACUGGGCUGCUACCCAGAGGGGGCGCAAUCCAAGCCUGGAGGGGGCCCCACCGUUCAAUACAACCCGGACCCUGACGCUCCGGUGAAGUAUGACUUCAGGACCAUCCAGAACAUCGACUGCUACAACACAGACUUCUGUGUGAAGGUGCGCCACGGCAUGCGCUACUGGAACAUGACCGUGCAGUGGUGGCUGCAUCACUACAUCUACCCCAACGCCCCUUUCAAGGCCUACGCCCUCAGGGCUGGCUGGACCAUGCUGAUCAGCGCCUACUGGCACGGCCUGCACGUGGGCUACUACCUGUCCUUCCUGACCAUCCCGCUGUGCAUCGCCGCCGAGUCGGCCAUGGAGGCGUGCGUGCGGUCGCGGCUGGGCGAGCGUGGCCAGGCCGUCUUCGACUGGGUCCACUGGUUCCUGAAGAUGCGCGCCUACGACUACAUGUGCAUGGGCUUCGUGCUGCUGCGUGCUGACGACACGCUCCACUACUGGCACAGCAUCUACUUCAGCAUGCACCUGGUGGCGCUGGCGUGCAUCGUCGUGGGGCGCGUGAUGAAGAAGGGAGGGGGAGGGCGGCGGGAGAAAAAGAGCGAGGGAGGAGAGAGGGAAGGGGUGAAGGAGGGGACGGCGACAGAAACGGCAGAGGUGGAAAAGAGCAGGGAGGACCAAGAUGGUGGAAAGCCAAAGGCCGAGUGAUAGAUUUGAUUUUCCCUUUGCUUUUGAUUGGUUGUCUGCUGUCUGGGUUACCAUGGUGACUGAUGAGGAGUGGUGUGUGGAGGCGAUAAUGUUUACUCUCAAUAUAAGGCCUGCUGGCCUGUGGCGUGUCAACACUGUCGACAUGCUACUGUGUGCCGAUGGAAAGCUGCUGAACGCUUAGCCAUGUGUUUCGCAAGCAGAGGUAUCAGGUUACGUGUGUGUGUGUGUGUGUGUGUGUGUGUGUGUGUGUGUUUAUUGUCUGAGUUUGCAGGCACAUGUUUAUGCGCAUGUAUGAAUUUGGAGAUACUGUAGAGGCAGUGUGUGAGAGUACGAUCACUUUCAUGCCCGGGAUAUGCUUGCUGUGGGGAUACGUGUGGGAUACGGAUACGGAUGAUGCCUUGAGUAUCGUGCAUAGUGCUGCGAUAGGUCUUCAACACACGUGUGUGUGUGUGUGUGUGUGUGUGUGUGUGUGUGUGUGUGUGUGUGUGUGUGUGUGUGUGUGUGUGUGUGUGUGUGUGUGUGUGUGUGUGUGUGUGUGUGUGUGUGUGUGUGUGUGUGCACACGGUUGCGCACCUAAGUUAAGUCACAACAUGCAUAUCCCAGAGGGGUACUCCAACAACGUGGUUAAGUGGUAGACCAGAAGUGGUAAUCCUGCUAGUAUACAGUGUGCAGAUUGUCAUCUUGUUAAGAAAAUGAGGAUUCUGUGCUCUUUUAUUAGCUGAUUUAUGGCUACCUCCUGGUCAGCUUCACCUUCUUGGACUGCCCCCCGGCUCUUAUGCUGGGUGUAUCGGGUACAAAGGAUCAAGGAGUGUUUUCUGUUCCUUAAAGCCUCGGUGUACUGUAUCUGUGAGGCUACUGUGAAGCCAUUUCUGCACAAAUUAAAGAAUUAUUAUAUAUUAUUAAAUAAUUAAGUAUUUACCGCCACAGAUAUUGAACGCUAGAUGCGACAUUCAGCCUUUUUGCAUGGCCCAUUUUACCGUCACCUACAGGAUAAUAUGCUUAUCUCCUUGUCAACAAUUGUUGGCAGCAUUUUAAUAGCUGAAUUUGGCGCUGGUCUGACUUGAGCCAAUACAAAGGGGUGGUCAAUGCGGCAUCCAGUGUUCAUAUCUAUCAUUAAUGGCAAGUACAACAAGCACUCUUAACUACCUGGUAAUACUUUCAUAACCACCUCCAAGACUAGUACACAGUGUGUGUGUGUGUGUGUGUGUGUAUGAGGCAUUUGAGUAGAUACAUUAUUAAUGUGAGAAGUGCAUAAAAGCUUAUGUCAAACUCAUGAGAACUACUAGAAAUGUCCCACAAAUGUAAAACACUGUGGGAAAAUUGCCCAAGUUAUGAAAUUAUCAAUUUGUGUAUAACAAACACUUUAUUUUUUCACAAGCUACACGUAUAUAAUUUACAUGUGUGUGUGACGCCUAUAUACGAAAUGAUAUGAUAUGAUAUGAUAUCGCUCAAUCAUGUAUCACAGGCUAGGUAGAGACAGAAAUCAAGUCCCAGAGACUUCUUAGUAAGCACACUGAUAUGUCUGGCUCUAUAUGCAGGGGUUGGACAAAAUAACUGAGACACCUGUCAUUUUAGUGUGGGAAGUUUCAUGGCUCAAGUGGACCAGCCUGUUGGCCAAUCUUCAUUAAUGACAUUCACAUUGCACCAGUAAGGUGAAGUGUGAAGGUUCAAUUAGCAGGGUAAGAGCACAAUUUUGCUCAAAAUCUAGGUGUGUAACUAUUGCAUAUUUGACCAAGACAGCAAGUCUUUGUGAUGUAUCAAGAGCCACAGUAUCCAAGGUAAUGUCUGCAUACCACCAAGAAGGAUGAACCACAGGAUUAACUGUGGACGCAAGAGGAGCUAAAUGACACUAAAAUGACAGGUGUCAGUUAUUUUGUCCAACCACUGUACAUUUGCUAUAUACUUUUUGUACCUCUUUGUGUCAUACAAUGUACAGUACAUAUGUCAAUGUGAUAAGUGCAGACAUAUUAAAACCAUACAUUCCACUGCCAAUGUAACUGUGUUUACAUCACACUUCAUAGGUCGAUCAGCUCGUUUUUUUUUUUUUUCUACUUCCCUUUCGAUCCUGGUCUCCGAAAGUAAACCUCUGCCAGGCUGGUUAUCUAAACAUACGUUCUCUUAACUUUUCUUAUGCAGCUGAAUGGAAAGGUUUUGCUUUGGUUUUCAAGUACUUGCGUCUCUCCCAUUUUCUCCAUUUUAGUUACGAGUUCUGUGCUUCCUUUUGUAAAUGGAUGUUGAAUUAUGGUAGUAUUUAUAGUUUUUCCAGAAAAGACUAUGUUGGUAGUGUAGGUUUUUUUUUUAAUCUGUUGGUUUAUUUGGUUAUGGGUGAGCGACAUCAAGAAAUGUUGAGUUUUAAUCUGUUAUUUAAUGUAUGUACAUGAUCUAUUUUGUUUCAACAUUGUUUCACCCUAGAUGUAUGUGUCAUGUGUUAAGGUGGCAGGUUAAGCAUUUGCCCACAUCUCAUGUGUAUACAGUACGCUAGUCCAUAUCUCUCCUGUUCUUUAGGUACUUACUUUUAUACACCAUAUGAUCCACCUACGUAUGAAUUUUUUUUGGACCAAUGAGCACCUUGCAACAGCUCUGAAGUACCGGUAGAUUGUCUCUACCCAGAAGCCAGAUCGGCUUGACACACUGUAAUGUAAUGAGAAGUUGGGUCCAAGUCAAACUAGCUCCUCCUGCCCUUUCACGUUGCUUUUGGCCUCUUGCCUCCGUGUGGCCUCGCUGCUGUGGAGAAUAGCAUAACAUUUCCCCACUGUUAAUCUUGGCAGAGGAACUUUUUCCUCAUUCAACAUCCCAAUUGCUAACUUUUUAAAAUCAUGCUUUUGUGAGCUAUUGAAUGAAACGAAACCUUUACGACGUUGAGCCUUGCAUCACAAGGCCACAAGCAACACGAAAGCACGGUGGAGACUAGUUGGACUUCGACUCUAUCUGCCCUAAUGAAGCAUUUGCUGUCUUCAGCCAUUCAUGCAGGCAGAAGUCAAAUGCUAUCUGGCAGUUACCAUAUGAAUUAAUGUAGCAUCAUGAUUGUGAUUGCUUAAAUUGGACAAACCAUAUCUUAUUAAUCUGUUAUGAUGAUUUGUAUUGGGUUUUUUUUGCUUGGAAAGAUUUCUAUUCUAUCUUCAUCUCCUCUUCCUCUAAAUGUAUACAUACGUGUGAUAACUUUGGUAUUCAACUCAAGAUGUUGAGAAACCAAAAUUCCGAAAUAAAAUCUUAAUUAGUAACAUUUCUGUUGGACAUUCUGGAGAUAUCAUUGAGUGCACAUCUUUUUUCCCUUUUUACAUUAUUCUGGAGCAUUAUUUUGUUGCUAUGAUGAUUGUAUAAAUCCCCUGCCUUAUAAUGGUUUUGACAUUGUUCAAUAAAGUACAUCUCUGCAUUGUU
Messenger RNA from Engraulis encrasicolus (European anchovy), 5685 nucleotides. It is a transcript of the gene mboat7, whose product is annotated as membrane bound O-acyltransferase domain containing 7. The transcript is spliced from 9 exons. Gene Ontology annotation, biological process: lipid modification; phosphatidylinositol biosynthetic process. Gene Ontology annotation, cellular component: membrane; mitochondria-associated endoplasmic reticulum membrane contact site. Gene Ontology annotation, molecular function: lysophospholipid acyltransferase activity. The record is from RefSeq and is a predicted model, not a curated record. Lineage: Eukaryota; Metazoa; Chordata; Actinopteri; Clupeiformes; Engraulidae. The coding region runs from base 829 to 2307 and encodes 492 amino acids.